UUAAAAUCAACAAGCAUGAGAACACCAAGUUAUACUAUGGAGAUAAACAACUUCUCCCAAAGGAAUGCUCCAAUACGGUCGAAUCUGUUCAGAAGCUACUCCUGCAACUGGUAUGUUACCGUAUAUCCCAAGGGAAACGGUAUUAAUACACACAUGUCUAUGUAUCUAGAUGUUGCAAAUUCUCUCGCGCUGUAUCAAGGAUGGGGGAGACGUGCCAAGUUUCGCUUUGUUAUCGUGAACCAAUCCAAUGUCGCCAGGUCCAAACGUCUAGCAACUUCUCACACCUUCAACAAGACUUGGCCAAACCUGGGUUUCAAAAAGGCCUUGCGUCUUACCAAACUUCAAGAGGAAAUGUUUCUUGUGAACGACAAACUUAAAGUUGAAGUCUACGUUUAUGUAUAUGAUAUUAUGGGUAUACUAGAUACACAUGUGUUACCUGAAAAGGACACGACCGUGUGUGUCAAUGGAUUCCAAGUUCUUGAUUCUCAAGUCAAGUCAGCAAAUAUUAUUUUUGAAACUUAUCCGGAAACAGCAUUGUAUAUUUAUCCACAAGAUCCACAGCUUAAGACAGCAUACAUGAACAUUCUCCUCAGAAUCUACGAGACACUUUACAACAAUCCUCUUGAGAAGCUCACGGAAAGUGAGCUAAGUAAAGUUUCCAAGGAUUUGCUUGAUCUGACACAAGCUGGUUUUAAGCUGGAAUGGUUGAGGGAAAAGCUUGAGAAGGUUUCCGUGGAGAGGAAGAAACUCGCUGGUUAUGAAGCUCAGGCUCUAGAACUUGGAAAACAGUUGAAGAAUCUUGAGCUGAUGAUGUGUAAUCUCAAAGCUGAGAUCAAGUUGAAAGCGGAGAGCUAAUUAUAUUAUUAUAGUUGGGUUUUAAUAGCUUUUAGUAUAUCUUAUGAUUUCUUCUUUUAUUGUUUUCCAGGUUUUGAUUUAAGAUUAAUCAUAGAUCCUACGUUGUCCCUUCACUGGUUUUAAACCAAGUUUUAUUAGAUAUAAAUAUAAUUAUUAUUCGCCUAGUUAUAAUUAUAGCUAGUAUAAUCAAGAAAUAUCAAGAUUCACGUUUAGCUAUCCAGGAAUACAAUUUGGAUAUUCAAAUUACCACACACGAAAUGUUUGUGGACGUGUGUGGAGAAUCAUUCUCUACCUAUUAUAUAACAAGAAAUUCUUGGAAAAAAAUCAAACAACACGGCAAAUAAUGAAAGAAAAAAACUAUGAAUUCAAACUUGUUUGAAAGAAAAUGAUAUGAUAAGAUUAAGAACUAAAACAAUGAACU
This is a messenger RNA of Brassica rapa (field mustard), 1276 nucleotides long. Its product is annotated as MATH domain and coiled-coil domain-containing protein At2g42465. Lineage: Eukaryota; Viridiplantae; Streptophyta; Magnoliopsida; Brassicales; Brassicaceae. Gene Ontology annotation, molecular function: protein binding. The record is from RefSeq and is a predicted model, not a curated record.